AUGGCCAUGCCCAACGACCCAUCCGCAUCCAAAAACCUUGUCAGUUUCAUCGGCAUCCUUAUUCGUCGCGCAGCUAUGGAUCCUAGUGUUCCUUACGCUGCUCUGCUGCUUCUCCAGCGUCUGAAGUAUCGUUAUCCGACUGCUCGCGCGAUAGGACAGCAUCUUUACUUCGCAGCCUUCAUGCUUGCAUCCAAGAUGUUAUGCGACACAGACUUGACUGUCCAGUCCUGGCUCUACUCAUCACAAUGGUCUUUUACUGGUUCGCACCUCCUUAAAAUGGAGAGGGAGCUGUGUCAAUACCUCUAUUGGGAUCUUACCUUCGACUUCGACACUCUAUCAAACUUCCAGCUCGUCGUACGCAAUGUUUACGGCAGAGACAGGGACAUCUAUCCGGCAUACUCUCUCAUCAAACUCUCUCCGCGGUUGGACGUUGUCUCGCGCCAACGUGGUGUGGCAGCGGUUAAUGGUCAACCACUUCCGCAACCGGUGCCUGCUCGCUCGGGGUCUGCACCUUGUCCUGUCAAUAGGAAAGAGAAGUCGAACCACUCGCAUUCGGACCCCGAAUCACACAGUACCAACAAGUAA
Messenger RNA from Coprinopsis cinerea okayama7#130, 585 nucleotides. RefSeq lists its product as hypothetical. Gene Ontology annotation, molecular function: protein kinase binding; cyclin-dependent protein serine/threonine kinase regulator activity. The record is from RefSeq and is a predicted model, not a curated record. The transcript has a single exon. The coding region runs from base 1 to 585 and encodes 194 amino acids. Lineage: Eukaryota; Fungi; Basidiomycota; Agaricomycetes; Agaricales; Psathyrellaceae. Gene Ontology annotation, biological process: regulation of cyclin-dependent protein serine/threonine kinase activity. Gene Ontology annotation, cellular component: cyclin-dependent protein kinase holoenzyme complex; nucleus.